Messenger RNA from Funneliformis mosseae, 1275 nucleotides. Lineage: Eukaryota; Fungi; Glomeromycota; Glomeromycetes; Glomerales; Glomeraceae. The record is from the annotation of a GenBank genome assembly.
AUGACUUUACCGAUUUUAACCACUACUUCAACAGUUGAAAAUACACCAAAAUAUUCAGGCAGAGCCUUCCCACUUCUUCCCAACGAAGUCAGUUUAAUUAUCUUUUCUUUUUUGACACAUGAAGUACGUUUAAACUUGUGUAGAGUGUCUAAAGCAUUUAGAUCUUUAAUGUACGCGCCAUGUUUCUGGCAGGAAGUAGUAAUUUAUAACAUAAAAGGUCUUGAGCUUGAUAAAACCUUGGAAAUCUUGAAAUGCGUGCAAGCAUUGGAUGCUAGAGCUCUCAAAAUUAAUGAUGUAUUCGUCAAGAAAUUGUUAGCUAGUUCUGCUAGAAAUACUCUUAAAGUGUUGGACCUUUCUGUCACAAAAAUUACAGAUGAAUCAUUAUCACUUAUUGGAAAGAAUUGUACAUCGCUUGAACAAUUUUUUCUAGAAGGAUGCAGAAAAAUAUCCAAUAUAUCACCAUUAACUUCAUUAUGUAAAUUAACAACGCUAAUAUUAUCACAUUGUAUAUUAAUAAAUGAUAACUCAAUUGAGUCACUUUUCUUAUAUCCUAAUCCUCUCUUGCAAACUUUAACUAAAUUAAGUAUUGAUGGAUGUGAUAAAGUAACAGACCUUGGAAUUGAGUUAAUUGUAACUAAAUUUACCAAAUUAAAAUAUUUAGAUAUUGAUGGGCAAGGAAUAAGUGAUAUUUCAAUCACACAAAUAUUUAGAAAUUGCAAGGAAUUAGAAUUAUUAGCUGUUUCUUUUUGUGAAUAUUUAACUGAUAAAGUAUUGAUUGAGAUAAUCGAACAUUUGCAACCAAAUUUUAAAUUUCUAAAAUUCAGAAAGGGGGAUUUAUUUACCGAAGCAGGGUUUAAUCAUUUUUUUCAAGCAUUAUCGGAUAGAGGACAUUCGUUCCACUCGUUAGAUUUAUCAGAAUGUGCAAAUAUAACGAAUCUAAGUUUAUCACUUCUUCGUCAAUCACAAUUAAAACUGAUAAAUUUAAAUUGGUGUUGGAAUGUUACAGAUCCUUCAUUAUUUCAUUUAAUGUCAGGAUGUCCAAAUCUUCAACAAAUUAUGUUAACAGGUUGCAAUCAAAUAACGUGUGAAUCAUUAUUAACCAAGGGUGGAGUCUUUCGAAAUGACUUAUCUUCAUUAAUGAUAUUAGAUUUUGGUGCCUGUAGAAACAUUGAACCUGAUAUUAUUAUUCGCUUUGGUCUAUCUUACCCAAAACUAUAUAUUAUAGAUUAUUAUGGUGAAGUUUAUAAACAAGAGAAAAAAGGUGGGGUAAAUUAA